ACAGCAUCAUUCGCCUCUCACAGUCUACUUCUAACCCAGCCACCGAAGACUCUCCUAAAACCAGCGCCGGCAUCAUGAAAUCCCUUUUCGUUAUCCUCGUCGUCGUGGCCACGACUUCGGCUGCCAGCAUCAAGGCUAAGCGCGCUGUCAAGACCCAGAAUCCGUUGGCUUUCGGGGCGUUGGAUCAGCUGCGUGGACGCACCAAACUGAGCGUGCCCGAUCAGUACAACUUGAUCGCCACCGCGCGCGCCGGUCAGGAUUAUCCUAAUAAUGUCGCUAUUCCGCAGACGACCUUCGACUGCGGCAGCACCCAUCAACCAGGGUUCUACGCUGAUCCAUCCCCGGCUUCCCGCUGCCAAGUCUUCCACCGCUGCGACAUUAACGGCAACCAGACCUCGUACUUGUGCCCCAACAUGAGUGUGUUCAACCAGAUCACCCUGGUCUGCAACUGGUGGUUCGACGUGGACUGCAGCAAGGCCGCCUCUUUCUAUGACUACUCCAAUAGCCGUCUCUACCAGGGCGCCGAUAUUCCGCUGCUGGAUGACGUUGUCCGAAAGAUGACCGGCGCUGCUGCGUCCGGCCGUGUGCAGGUGGCCGCCGCUAGGGCUCCGGAGGAAGCCGCCCCAGCUGAAGCUGCUCCCGCCGAAGGCGAAGCUGCUGCUCAGUAGAUGUCACUAGAACUUGUGAAGGUGCGCAUUGCUCAUUGCAGUUUGCAGUUCCUGUGUCCUACUUGCCGUCGAUCUGCUCACCAAAUACAGCAUAGAUUUUGUAAAAUUGCAGUUGUGAAAUUGCCGAUGGCUAUCAUUGUAUGCGUGUAAACUCUAAACUGGACUGGAGAUCGGAUCACUGAUCGAAAGAAGUAAUUACACAAUUAUCAGUACCGGUUUCACUAAAAGUCGAAGUAAUGUGUAUUAGGAAAA
Paramacrobiotus metropolitanus is the source of this 920-nucleotide messenger RNA. RefSeq lists its product as uncharacterized. Gene Ontology annotation, cellular component: extracellular region. Lineage: Eukaryota; Metazoa; Tardigrada; Eutardigrada; Parachela; Macrobiotidae. Bases 75 to 668 code for a protein of 197 amino acids. Gene Ontology annotation, molecular function: chitin binding. The transcript is spliced from 4 exons. The record is from RefSeq and is a predicted model, not a curated record.